Messenger RNA from Carya illinoinensis, 5672 nucleotides. RefSeq lists its product as uncharacterized. Gene Ontology annotation, cellular component: cytoplasm. Gene Ontology annotation, molecular function: oxidoreductase activity. The record is from RefSeq and is a predicted model, not a curated record. Lineage: Eukaryota; Viridiplantae; Streptophyta; Magnoliopsida; Fagales; Juglandaceae. The transcript has 9 exons. The coding region runs from base 4637 to 5227 and encodes 196 amino acids.
UCUCUCUCUCUCUCUCUCUCUCUCAUGCACACAAGCACGCACACAAACACAAAAUAGAAAAUCUUUAAGCAUGGAGAGGCACACAAACACAAAAUGCCAUCUUCCACAUAUAUGGCAUGCUGUCACUAGACGUUGGUCUUGCCAUUUUUGACCUUGUCAUAUAACUGAAAUACUGUUUCUUCUUUUAAAAAACUGAGUAACUGAAAUGCUGGUCAGUAUCCUGUGUUCAUUUGAGGAGACCAGGCACUAUAUGCUAUGAAUAGUGAAGGAUAGGACUGUUUGUAAGAGUCUUAGGUGGGACCAGCAUUAAAUGCCAGCUCCUAUACAUGCUAUGGUUUUUUUUUAUUGAACAAGGUUUCCAGCUUUUCCGUUAUGUUUGGUAGGGAAAUUAUGGGUAUUAAGUUAAAUAGAUGACACUGUACAUGGGAAGCAUUUGGUACAGGAAUGGAGAAAACUAAAAUACAUGACAGUCCACUAAGUGGAAGAUUAAUAUGUUUUAGCAUGCUUAUAUAUUGAUUAGAUGUUUCAGGUAUGAUUUUUGGAUAAUUUUUUCAUUAUAAAGUGAAACUUUGGUGGAGUUGUAUAUAGAUAUGGGUGAAACAUACUUUUCAGUAAAUGGUAAUAUCAAUUAUAUUUAAAUGUACAGUAUUUACCAUUUCAAUUGGUAAUGUCUUCGACAUGGAUUAAUGCUAUGACAUGACAAUACUUCUACUGUCCACCUUCUCCCUGGAAUGUGGUUAUAAUCACAGCCUGAUUUUGCUCUAAAACCUCCGGUCCAUAAAGGUUUUUUAUCUUUGGAUACUGCCUCAUGGAAGGUGGAAUGAUGUUUUGAAUGAUUGUGUACCAGAGCUGAGUUUUUUUAUUUAGGUUACUAGAUCUUUGGUAAGCAGAUUUCAAGCAGCUCCUGGAUUUCAGUCACUAUUUUCUUAUGUGUGAUCAUUGAUUUCUUUUCGAUACCUUCAUGACAGUUAGUCACAGUAUUAUCUGCACGAUCUUUUAGUUUUGCUUGUUUCUAAAAAUAUAUAUUCCAAACAAACAAAGAACAGGUGGUUGCGGCAAAAACCUUUUAACAAUUUUUUUACAGACACGAUUAUUUCAAUUACCAUCACCAAGCGUGAUUGCUUUUUAGUCAAUGCUUGAUGCGAGUUCUUUGGUGAGGAGCUAUUCUGCAUGCUCUUGUUCUACUAGCAAGUUUGUUUGCCAUAAGCCUUCUUGACCAACACACACUUCUACUUUUGCAUUCGGCAGCCACUUAUAGUUUUGGAGUACAUAAACAUUGAUUAAUUGGGUACUAGGAAGUUUCAAUACUUGGGUUCUUCCACCCGCCUUAAAAGAAAAUUAUUAACUGUGUUAAAGAAUACUUGCAUACAUGCAUAGAAAUGGUUUCAGAUUCAUUAUGCGCACGUUUGUAGUUAGACCCUGAUAUAUUCAUAUAUAGCCACAUAUAGGCUUGAGAAGAACAGACAGAUAUUUCGUUAGGAAUUAUCUUCUUAAUGGUUUUUUUAUUUUUGUGUACAAACUAAUAUAAAACUGUGAGAGCACUAUGCAGGGCAAAUAACGCUUCUAGCUGAGGGUUGUCGAGGAUCAUUAUCGGAGAAAAUAAUGAAAAAAUACAACUUGAGAGAGAGAGUGCAUGCUCAACAUCAGACUUAUGCUUUAGGAAUUAAAGAGGUCUGGGAGAUUGAGAAGGGAAAACACAACCCUGGUGCUGUGCUUCAUACUUUAGGAUGGCCCUUAGAUCAAAAGACAUAUGGAGGAUCAUUUCUGUAUCACCUUAGCAAUAGCCAGGUAACAAUGGCUCUUUCUUGCUAAAUCCUCUUCAUUUGGUAUUGAUCCAACCAAGAUGCAUGCUUUUUUGCUGUUCUUUUCUCUUCUUUUAUUGCAGCUAUCAUAUUGAAUGAAAGGUUGAAGAGGGCAUACUGUAUUAUUUAUAUGUUUCCUCCUCUCACUCUCUCUAUCUCUUUCUCUGUAUGUGUGUCUCCCUUUUAACGCCCUUAUGCUGGUACUGAACGAGAGGUGAAUGAUCCCUGGUUGAGAGGCUAGAUUCCAGGAUUGUUUUCUUCACCUUCUUUUAGAUAUCAAAUGUUAAAACGUGGUUCAAAUGCAAGUGAUCAAAAAGAAAAAGGAGUGUAUUUUGAGUUAAAAGUGAAUGCAUUUUUAUGUUGAAUAGGAAAAAAUUGAAUCUAGUAUUGAAAGAGGUUACUUUUGAUGAUUAAAUCGGUUUAGGAUUGGGUUUCAAUUGAGUUUGAUGCUUUCGCGUAGCUCUCCUGCUGCUCUGUUUAAAACUUUUUGAGAUGGACUUUUAUCGAUCAUGUAGCAGCGAAAGUGCUUGGACGGAAAAGUGAAUUUGCAACAUGUAUUAAUGCUAUUACAGUGAUUUUCUCCGACGCAAAAUGUGGGUUAUGUUGUAGUGUAUAUAUUCUCUUAAGAUUUUCAAAUGAAUUUUAGUACUAUUAAAUUAUUUUGUCCUCAUCAUUGCUUAACAAAGUUGGGAUUUAGACACUUUAAAUGGGAGUUAAUUUCAGAUUAGCUUAUACAUGGCAUGUAUAUUUUAUGUUCUCUUAAUGAAAUAUAGAUUUUGUUUAUGAUAUGAAAAAAUUGUAAAGAAAAAUUAGAUAAUAAUUUCAUUUUAAAAGACAAAAUACUUUUACCUAAAAAGGUAUGGCACUUAUUAUAUAAGCUAUCUUUUAUUUUUGGAAUCGCAAUAAGAUAUUAGGUUAUACGUUUAAAUCGAUGGUUCUGUCCCAUGUAGAAAAGUAAUGAGGGGGUCCCAUAAGGUACGUAACAUGCAGCUCUCAAGUGCGAAACAAUAAUAUGGGUAUGAUUAGUACUGCAUAUGAGUCUUGGUCAACAUAUCUGUGAACACUGGGAACACAAGAUUGCACUAGUAGCUCAAGAUUCGGGUCUUCGAUCUUGGGCCUGCACACACAAAGAGAAACUCCAGAGUCUGGCGUCUGGAGUGAUAGCCAGUGGGAGCCUUCAAUACCUAAGUCAGUAAUACUUCAGGUGAAGGGGUAAGUGAGAUGUAGUAGUGAGCAGAGUUAAGAAAUUCUAACCCCUAUUUCAGUGUCUAGAAGUCGUUUUUAUACUUGUGUUUGGGGUCAGAGGUCCAUACCUUGUCACCGUAGUGGCAUGUUCCCUUUUGUUUCUCUAGGCAUACUCAUUUAAUGUGGCACGACCUCUGGAGAAGCAUUCAAUGUGGCGAGGCCUCUGUCCCGUCUAAAUGCAGUGGGGAUGAUACGUCGAGUUGCCUUUCUGCUUUUCGCUCGUUGUUAGAGGAGCAUGGUUUUUUUGUUUUGUACGGGUUCAUUUGAUAAGCUUACUCCUUUUGAGUCGGCAACCCCGGCAAGGACCCGAGCAUCUUCUACUUCCUCCUUCCCGAGCUUGAAGGCCAGGGCUUAUCUGGGUUGCCUAAGUUACCUUAAUCUAUUAUUAUACUUCAUGUUAUUAUAUUUUAGCUAUUAUAUAUUAGUAUUACAUUUUAUUAUAAAUUUAUAUAUUAGUGUUUAUCCAUUGGUUAUUAUACAUUAGUAUUACAUGAUAUUAUGUAUUUUAGUGUUUAUACAUUAAUAUUACAUAUUAUUAUAUUUAUACAUUAGUAAUUUGGUAUUACAGGGGUAGUAACAUUGCAAUACUAUGAUAUUUACGUAUACUAAACUAUUAUUAUAUAAUAAUUAGGUCAUGCUAGUAUAAUAUUGAGUUUCACUAACUAUAUAAGAUAUAUUUUAUAUAAAAUUUAUAUGAUUAAUAUAUAGAAAAACACACACAUAUCUAUACUUAUAUAUACAGUGCGAAUCCACUUUUUAUAGUGUUUUCGUCUAACUUUUUUUUUCAAUUUUACCCUUCUGUUUUAAUUGUUUUCCCUUUCUAUCCCUCAGUUUUAUUAUCUUCUGUUUAUAGUUUUACAGUUUUGCCCCUUUUGCCAACAGACGUUUUGGUCUUUUUACAUUGUGACCGUCUGAUUUUUUUCCUUCUGUUUUGUUGUCCAUUUCUACUUUCCUCUUGCCGACUGAGAGAGAGAGGCACGGGAUGAGAGGGAUUUGAGAUUGGGGUGGCAAAGACGGAGGUGAGGCUCACGGUGGCUGGGUGGUUGCUCGAGCUUGGCAAGGGCUGUUUCCGAUGUGCAUGGAGGAUCUGUGGUUGCUGUGUUUGUGUGGAGGCAACGUGAGUGGUGUGGUCUGUGGAGUUGUGUGUGUGGCUGGCGGGGCAGUGGUGCUCGGUUGAGUUUUUGGUCUCUCGUCUGGGUUGCGGUGGCAACUGGUUUGGGGUGCGGUGGCUUGAUCUCAGGUGGCUGGGCUCGGCAUGGGUGUUUGUCCACCACCUCCAUCAGUAAAGCACAGUCUCUCACGUCGGAUCCUUCUCCACAUAGCACAACAAACACCCGAAAUCCUAAAACCCUAGGAUGCUCCUCUCCCCUUCCAGCCUCUGUCACUGCCUUGCUCUCCAUAACAGCAGAAGCACUUCAUCUAUCUCACUCUCUCAACGCCCACUCAGAUUGGCAGGGCUUGGCGCUGGCUUUGCUGGCCUCUCCGUUGCUUGGCACUUGCUACUUAUAACUCUUUCCUUCUUACCAAUUCUAACAGCGCAUUGUUAUUCUCAAACUAAAUAAAAGAUAAAAUAAAACUUGUUGAUAUUUAUGGAAUUUAUUGAUUUUUUUUUAAAAAAGAAAGAUUGUUUGGAGGAAAGUCCUAAGGAUUUGACGCUACGCAUUGACAUAUACGAUGAAGUUGGGAUUGGCAGAGGAGUUUCGGGAGUUUCUGGUGGUCUACCACACCCUUAUUCACCUAAAGGCAAGCUGCUCUUGUGGGGUGUUGAUUGUUGGAAAGAGUGUUUAAAGCUUUUGAGCAUUGCGGAAGCAGCAGUUGGUCAAAACUCUUAUGGUUUCAUAGUUCGGAGAAGGGGCAUCUUGAGACCAGCAAUGAACAUGAAGAAUCUUCUUAUAUUGAACGAUAAUGCUCAGAAUUGCCUUGCCAGUUGCAGAAUAGGGACGGUUGAUAAGGAAACUGCUCAAAAUCUUGCACCCAAGUUAUGUACGCCAUUUGAAUCAGCCUUCUAUAUGCCUGAAGCUGUAAAUAUCCAUCCCCAACGCUAUCUCCAGGCACUCUUCUUAGCAUGUGAAAAUUUGGUGAAAGAACUAACGACUUCUAGCUUUGGAGAGAAAGAGUUAUGUUUGCAUAAGAAAUCUAUUCACAAACUUCUCGACUUUGAAGGUAGGCUUUGGAACUGAAGGAGACUGAUUUGAUUAGUUUUUGAGGACUCAGCAACUAGAUUUUCUUAUUCACAUUUUUCACAUGUAAUCAUUUAAGUGUAGAACUACCUAAAAUGGUGACUACAGUCUUCCCCUAAAAUCUGUCUCAACAAAGUUAAAUAGCUUGGGAAAGGUAUCCUCUAACCAGAUUAUUACCCAUAAUAUUCAACCUGAACAUGUGAACUGAGCACAGUUAAUUGAACUAGAUAAACUCUGAUAAACCUAUAUUAAAUAUCAAAUUUCUGUUUCGAGUGGCUAAUCCUGGUGGAAUCUUAUUAUUUACAAACAUACUUUGGUCUAGAGGAUUUAUCUCUACAUUUAAUGGUUAAUGGGUAUUGAAUUUGUCUUUAGGGGAAUAUGAUGCGGUGAUAGUAUGUCUAGGUGCCAUUUCUGCCAGUGUUUCAAAUUAUAUGAGCCCCAUCGG